UUAUUGUCUGCUUGCUUUGUGAAACGUGAUUGCAUAACGGAUUGUGGUGAAGAAGAGAGUCAAAUAAUGAGUAUAUUGUUACGUCAUACAUCACAACUUCAGCUUUCACUGCUGUAGGUAUUCUUUUUUUCAAAGACUCUAAAUUGGCAAAUGGGCCUUCCUUUCUGAAUCUCGUGUCACCAAUGCCCGGCUUUAGAAGAACAUAACAUAAAAAAACAAGAAGCCCCAUGCCGGCUUGUGUAACCAUGGAUCCUACUAGUAGGACACAUGGUGUAACUUAUAUCCUAAUUAUUGUUUAAGUGUAAAACGAACGGCGUAAGAAGUAUUUAAAGAUGUUCUCCAUGCAUAACAUUAGUGAGAAUAAAUAUGUUAAUAUACCUGCAUUUUGAUGCAGGCAAUGCGAUGACCUCCUUUUGAAUAAAAUGAUCAUCAUAACAUAAUUUGUGUUCCCAAUUGAAAAAAAGGUAACAACACGGCCUUUCCUCAUUAUUUCCUUCUCAUUAAUGUUUAAAUGUCCCCAUUUUCAUCCAUUUAUUUAUUUAUUAAUUGGCUGAAGUCUGAGUUCAGCAUAUAUUUCGAACUUAUAGGAUUCCUUUCAAGUCCGUUUCGGAUGAAAUGUGGUUACUGAAAUAACCCCCUUACAAUUUUAUUUGAUGAAACGUACCACUCAUAUCUCAUUUGGUCACGCCAAAGGAUUAUUGGCUUCAAUACGUUAAAUGUAUAUUGUCAACUGUUCUAAAGAUAUGCAUUAGCAUUAGAUGAAUAUAUAUAAUGAACAUUAUUUUUACAUAUACAUUUAUAUCUUUACUUAAUGAAUUAACACGUCAGAUAUUGCGGGUUUAUAUGACUUGCAUCCACCGAUAUACAUUUACUAAUUUGGAACCCAAUGUGUGAGUUAUGGGAACAGAUUAUGUUGAAAAUAUACCAAGGAUUACACCUUUUUUUUUUCGUUAGCAAUGAGAAAUCAAAUUUAGUAAGGUCUCUUAAUUCCAGGCAGAUUCCAUAAAUCUUGUUUAAUUUGACAAUAAAAAAAAAUAAUUGAUCAUUUCAAUUUCUAGAAAAUAAGAUAAACGUGAAAAAAAAUAUAUAUAACUCAUGAUAAACGUUUAAUUAUUUGAACUUGUAUUCUCUGUAGUUUAUUCAUUCAUUUACAAGUAUUUCUGAUCGGAUAAUUAUAAAGGGUGGUGUCGUGUACAGGAUAAGGUUUUUAGUAAUUUCUAAUUUGCUUUGAUACUGUUUUCUUUUACAUUGUAAAUCGAUUUUUAUUUAGAUUCGAACUCACCGACUGAGGGCGCAUUGUUUUUUUGGUACAGUCAUGGAAAGCGUGUCGCUUGUCAGUUUAGUUGUUAAUUUCUAUAAUUUCGUGAUACGAGCCCAAUGACGUAAGUUCUAUUUUGUUCAUUUUGAAGUUAAGUAGUUAUAUUCUCAGAUAAGCCGAGUGGCAUGCUGAAAUACGGUUUAAGUUAUUACGAAUUAAUAUGGCAAAGUUAUGUAGGCUCAGUGAAUUUGUUCUAAUGAAAACACCGUAUACGUGUACAUGCAUGCAUUAUGUAAUAGAAAGCGUACGCAGCGGUAUACGUAGUUGUGUAUGUAACUUGAAUUUGGCGCCUUCGGGCAUGUGAGGUUUGCAUUGUCAUAACCUAUGUAAACAUAAAUAAGUAAACAGAUACGCAUUUAAAGUAGUAGUUGAUUUCUUUUAUUAUGAAAACUGUUUUACAGAAAAGGUGAAUUUAGGGCGCAUUAAUCAAUACAUGAUAUUUACAGUAUGCUUAUACUUGAUAUGACCUUGAAACAUGUCAAGGUCAUUCUUGGUUAUUGAAUAAUUUAAGUUGUAAUGCGAGUCAACGUUAUUUGCCUGUUUGGAAAUCUGUGUACAUUAUUUAUAUGUGUCAUGACUUGUUGUCAUUUCAGCUUAAACAAGUAUUGUUUAUUCUGUUAUUAAAUUGCAGAUUGAACCAGUCUCAUUGUGCACACAUCAACACACUAUAGACUCGGUCUGAUUCUUGGGUUUGUUUGGUUUCGACGUAUCACACGCCACAUCUACAGUUCAAUGUCAGCUUGAGUGUCUUGAGUGUCAUCCUCCUUUAAGUACGUCACUGCAAUGGAAGGCAGCACAGAUGAAGAAGUCACCUUUAAGGUCAAUAGUAAGUCGGAGGAUUGUGUAAAGAUGGACAGUGCCAAGAUGCAGAGUGACUUUAUGAACAGAGAUGACAUCAGGCCCGAAGACUCUGUGAGUCAGAGGGGUAGUAGCAGUACCACGUCAGCUAGUUGGAGGCUUCGAGCUAGGGCUAGGAGAGCUGCCUUACAAGCGGAAGUUAUGGCUCUGCAAGAGCAACAAGAGCUUGAGCUUGAGGAAAUCAAGUUGAAACAAAGGAAAGCUGAACUUCUUCUUAAAAUGAAAUUGAAGGUAGCAGAGGCAGAAGAAGCUGUUUAUAAAGGUACACAGUCAGAUGUCAAGGUCAAAGGAAAGACUGAUCCUUUAGAACAGGACAAGACUGAAGAAUCUUGUAAGCUUGAACCUUCCAGGGACAAUUCGACAAUGCCGGCUAAGACAAAACUGACACCAACUUGUGACAAUUCUUCAACCAGUGAAAGUGAUAAGAUGAUGGGUAAGAUGCAUUCUGACAUUUUCCAUCACCUACAGCAAGGACAGAAACAACAUCAGCAGCUGUUGGAAGCUAUCACCAUUUCCACUGCCAACAUUAUGUCAUUUGAUGGUAACCCUCUGAAUUUUUAUGAAUUCAUGCAGUCGUUUGACAGCGUCAUUGGUAGAUCUUCAUUGGACAAUAACACCAAGCUACUCAAGUUAUAUCAUCUGUGUAGUGGAGCUGCCAAAGACAUCAUCCAUUGCUGUCUAAUGAUGCAUCCAGAUGAUGGAUACUUACAUGCAAGGACGCUACUGACUGAUCGAUUUGGAAAUGCCUUCAAGAUCUGUGAUGCCUGGAUCAAGAAGAUCACAGAAGGACCUAUCAUACAAAAUGAUCCAAAGCAGCUGAGGGACUUCGCUGAUCAGCUUAAGACCUGUGGAGAAACAUUGAUGGCAAUAGGAAUGCUCCGAGAGUUAAGCUCUAGGAGUGAACUGGUGAAGAUCAUUGACCGUUUGCCAUUUCACCUGAAGAGCCGCUGGGUACGUCAUGUGAAAUCCAUCAGAGAUGUUGGAAGACAGCCUACCAUUCAAGAUGCAGUUGACUUUAUCACUGAUGCAGCUGAUGAGCUUAAUGAUCCUGUAUUUGGUGCACUUCUUACUGGAGGAUCAAAGAGCGGAAGUACUGACAAAGUGAGAACCAUGUUAGGUAGAGGUCAGGUGAGCGUAUUUACCACUUCAGCCAAUCCAUCAACUCAGAACUGCCUUAUGUGUAAUGCCAGCCAUGAUCUUUUUGGCUGUCAGGAGUUCAAGAACAUGAAUCCUGAUGAACGCUUUGAUUUUGCCUUCAAGAACAGAUUAUGCUUCAAUUGCCUCUUACCUGGCCACAUUUCUUCUAGAUGCAACAUCAACAGAACCUGCUCUGUUAGAGGAUGCGAUCAAAGACACACAAAGUUCCUACAUACUGGGAGAAGGAUGAUGACAUCAUCUCCACAGCGCCAUACGCUUCUCAGUGCAAGUGACGCGUCUACUCAAACUGACAGCGAUGUAUCAUCCCAUGCCAGCUGUGGCGCCAUGGGGGCCGGAGUUAGCAGAAUCGCUCUUCCGAUAGUACCGGUCACUGUUAGUGUCCCAGGUGAAGUAGGAGGAACUAUUGAGACCUAUGCUUUGCUGGAUUCUGGUUCCACAAACUCAUUUUGUCUACAGGAAAUAGCAGAGAAGAUCCAGACAAAGGGACGAAAGAAGAUCGUAUCAGUAUCUACACUAGAAGCUCCUAACCACACUAUGGAAUGCGAAGAAGUGAAGCUGAGUGUAAAAGGGUCUUCUGGUACAUCAAGCAAGAAGAUAGAUGCUGAGUUCCUUACACGUCCAAGCUUGAAUAUCAAUGCAGUGAACAUGGCCACUGAAGAAGAUAUCUCCAGAUAUCAACAUCUUUUUGGUAUUGAUCUCCAAGUGACAACAGGAAAGGAGGUAUCUUUACUUAUCGGACAGGAUAUGCCCGAGGCUCUGAUGCCACUGGAAAUCAGAGCAGGUGCUCCAGGUGAAGUCUAUGCCAUCAGGACAGCACUUGGGUGGACGUUAAAUGGACCGCUAGGAAAUGAAAGUAAUCUACUGAUUCAUCAAGCUUCAUCUAACUUCGUUUCUACUGCAGGAAACAUACCUCUGGGAGUCGAACCUCAUCAAACUUGUAAGCUAGAAAGAGUUGACAGAUAUGAUAAUAGUUGGCAACUUCCAUCUCACACCCUAACUCAGGAUCUGCCAAAUAAUCCUCAAGUGACAAGCAGACAAGACUCCCUGAAGACUCGUCUGAAUAAGGAUGAUUGUCUACACGCUAACUACAGGGAGGAGAUGAAGUCCUUGCUGGAAGAAUCAUAUGCUAAAGAGGUUCUUGAUGCAGCUCCUGAGAAAGAUGAAGGUCUGGUAGGGCUUUUCUCCAAGAUCACAGGCAUCGUCAGCAGCAGGCCACCAACAAGAGGAUCACCAAAGGUCUAUGAUGAGGAAGAUUUGAAUUCGAAGCUCUUACUUCUGUUAGACAGGAAGCUACAGCUACUUCCAGAAGUAACAGUCAGACCAGAUGUCUCGAAGAUGACUCAGAGUUAGGUACAAUCUUUAGCAGACACCUUUAAAUACUAGUCAAGAGAAUACUUACCUCAUGUGUAAAUUUGAAACGUUGAAACCUUCGCAUUGCAAUCUACAAAUUAGUUGCCUUGUGCUUGAAGCCAAUGGAAACUCUUCACUUAUUUUGUGACUGCUUGGAAGAUUUCUCCAGAAUUUCCAGGCAAGAAAGGGGUCAACCGCGGAAAAUCCAAACUAAGACUAGCAUAAUUAUAUUCUACCUACCUCAGGGUUAUACAUUUUUCUGAAAGGACAUUAUUGAUUAUAAUGCUGAUGUAGAACUUAAAGUCAGAACCUAUUUAUCAGAAGAAAGAGAAACUUGUGAAAUAUAUGCAAUUUAUGAUAAUUGAAUCAACAAUUGUCUUUGCAAGGAUAGGAUCAGUUUAGAUAAUCUUGUGCAGUGAUCUUUGAACUUAUCGCGAUAUGAACAUUUUGAAGUCAUUAAUAAUCGUCAAAAUAUGAAAUCAUGUGGAUUCUGCUUCGUGAAAGCAUUACUAUAUAUUCAUCAAAAUGUAAUAUCAUAAUGUCGACAGUGAUUACAUCAAGCGUCAAACUGAUUUGUAUCAUCGCGGGAAGUUUAUAGCGUGAUUGAUAAUCUUGUAAGCUGGAUUUAACAAGUGACUUUAACGCGGACAGUGUAUCAACAGUAGUCUUACCAGUACUGAUAUCUGAAAACUGAAAUGGGACAAGAACUAAGAAGCUAAUAUAAACAAUUUACAAAAAAUGGACUUGAAAUUGUAAACUGAUUAAGAAGACUGUAUAUACACAUGUGGACUGAUUUCUCAGAAUAUUCAUGUUUAUUCAUGCAUAUGUAAAAAAAAAUGCAUGUUGUCAUUUUCAAGACAUUUGCUCGAUUGACAUAAAACAUUUGACAAAGUUUACAAUGUGUUAUGUAAUUUAGAAAAUUGAUGAUUUCCAGUGUGAAUUGUAAAUCUGAUUUAACAGGAUUUAAGCUACAGUGAAAACGUGAAUACUUUUGUAUUUGUUUUAGGUCACCAUACUUAAGUUGAAUGUGAUGGAAGAAGAAAUAACCAUAAAAAGGAUUGUUUUAGAAAUUCAGGAUUUUUUGUUAGUACAGAAAAUCGACAUGUCAUGCUAAGCAAAUUUUGUGCAGAUUAGACAAAAGACAAUACUAGAAAGUUAUUAUAUGGUGAUAUGGUAUUCAAAUGAUGGUUUAGAAACAUCAGUACUGUCAAUUUGAUAUGAUAAAUGAAAGAUAUGCAAAUUUAUUUUGAAGCAGAACUUCAAAAAUGUAUUGAAUGUUAUAUGAACUUGUCAAUGCAUUCUUAGAGCGGUUUGUAUUGAGUCAGACAGGAAGAGUUAAACUCUUAGUGAGAAGUUAAAGUCAGAGUUUAUAUAUUGUAUUUUGCAAAAUGAACGUGUUGAGAAACGGCAAGUUUUUAUGAUUGCUUGUUUAACAUAGUAAUUUUCUCCUAGUGUCACAGAUGUCCUUUUUCUUAGCCAGAAGGAAGAUGUCGUUUUGAUUAAACAUUUUCCAGUGUCAUUCCUGGUGUAUGGAAUUGUAGUUACAAAUCAGUUUCCUUUUGUGUCAAAUGUUUUACCAAAACGAUGCUCCUUCAGGCACGGAAAGUUGGAAGCUCUGAACUUGGUUGUUGUCAUGGUGACGUUAGAAGAAUGUUCAUUGCAAUAUACUUAAUGCUAUUUUGGAUUUGGUAUUUUCCAUCUGUUCUUAGGAAUGCUAAAAAUUAUUGGCUAGUGAAUGCAGUUGGUUAAAAGGUAUUCUUCAUUAUGAAAGGAUUUUUUAUAGGUUAAGGCCUAGUUAAUCAACUGAAGUUGUGAAUUUUGGGUUUUGAUAUAAACAAAUAUUUCAAAGGUGAAAGUUGUUAAAAAAAAAAAAAAACAGUUGUUGAUAUAGGAAUUCAUGAUGAAUAUAGUGAGUUUUUAUGUAAUUUUGAUUUCGUAAAAGAAUGAAUUGUUAAAUGUUCAGAAAGGCUUCUCAUUUAAGGGGGCCGGGAUGUCGUGUACAGGAUAAGGUUUUUAGUAAUUUCUAAUUUGCUUUGAUACUGUUUUCUUUUACAUUGUAAAUCGAUUUUUAUUUAGAUUCGAACUCACCGACUGAGGGCGCAUUGUUUUUUUGGUACAGUCAUGGAAAGCGUGUCGCUUGUCAGUUUAGUUGUUAAUUUCUAUAAUUUCGUGAUACGAGCCCAAUGACAUUGAACCAGUCUCAUUGUGCACACAUCAACACACUAUAGACUCGGUCUGAUUCUUGGGUUUGUUUGGUUUCGACGUAUCACACGCCACAGGUGGCACAUAUCACCAACUUCGUGAUCUUUUCAUGUGGCCCUGUUAACACAAAGAAUUAAGAAAAAACAAACAAGUAAUAAUGAUAAUAAUAAUCAAGUAAUAAAUAAGGUGUAAUCCAGUAAAACAAUAAAAGGAA
Lytechinus pictus (painted urchin) is the source of this 7100-nucleotide messenger RNA. RefSeq lists its product as uncharacterized. Bases 2102 to 4684 code for a protein of 860 amino acids. Lineage: Eukaryota; Metazoa; Echinodermata; Echinoidea; Temnopleuroida; Toxopneustidae. The record is from RefSeq and is a predicted model, not a curated record. The transcript is spliced from 2 exons.